GUAUCCCCGCAGGAGACCCCGGCCCCAUGGAGGCGGCCGCCAAGUUCCUGAAGCGCAUCGGCCCCGAGGAGCUGGAGCGCUGCCUGUUCGCCGAGACGCUGGCGCUGGCGGGGGGCUGCGCGGGGGGGCAGCUCUGGGUGGGCGCCAGCCCUGCGCCCUACUCGCGGGACGGCCGGCGGGUGCACAGCUGCCUCCUGGUGCGGGCCGAGUCCCGCGGGGAGCUGGGCGGCGUGCCCUUCCGCAGCACCCUCACAGGGUACGUGUCCAUGCGGCUGGAGACCCUGGAGCAGGAGCAGCACGAGAGCCUGGAGUUGGGAGCGCACCCCAUAGAGAGGAGGACGCGCAUGGUGCAGCACCCCCGCGGGAUGACCGUCACCGUGAGCACCCGGGAGGGAAAGGCAGAGCCGCAGUCCCGAGAGUUCUCCCACGGCUGGGCCUCGCUGGGGGGGCUGCUGGGGGAGGCCGCCGGCCUCCUGCUGCUGCGGGUGCUGGCCCGCCGCCGCGCCGUGCCCCCCGGCCUCGUCUUCCCGGCCAUCGACAGCGAGGGGCACCUCGGCACCACCACCUAC
This is a messenger RNA of Oxyura jamaicensis (ruddy duck), 569 nucleotides long. It is a transcript of the gene CATIP, whose product is annotated as ciliogenesis associated TTC17 interacting protein. The annotation marks the transcript as partial. The transcript has 5 exons. The record is from RefSeq and is a predicted model, not a curated record. NCBI's taxonomy places the organism in Eukaryota, Metazoa, Chordata, Aves, Anseriformes, Anatidae.